Molecule: messenger RNA, 2377 nt
Organism: Prinia subflava (tawny-flanked prinia)
Lineage: Eukaryota; Metazoa; Chordata; Aves; Passeriformes; Cisticolidae
Product: dentin matrix acidic phosphoprotein 1-like
Exons: 5
Coding region: 216-1751 (511 amino acids)
Biological process (GO): extracellular matrix organization; ossification
Cellular component (GO): extracellular matrix
Molecular function (GO): extracellular matrix binding
Source: RefSeq, a predicted model, not a curated record
UGGCCGGUUCCCGGUGACUGUGCUGCCCGGUGACACCGCUGCCCGGCGGUGCCAUUGGCCGCCCCCGGCGCGGGGCUGGCACUGCCCAGGGGUUAAAUGCCAGCCCGGCCACCCCGGGACACACAUUCCAACACAGGCACACGGCUCGUCCCAGCCCCGGCACCGCAGAGGCUCCAGCUCGCAUCACACCUUGAGCCACAGGGACCACGACUGACAUGAGGGCUGCGUUCCUGGUGCUGCUCCUCUGGGCUGUGGCCUGUGCUCACCCUGUGCCUGGCCAUGAACCCACCCACCCCAGCACCCUACAGGAGGAUACCAUAAAUGAAGAUUACAUCAGCAAUCUGGGCAACCACCUGGACGGUGGAGAUGGCAGACAUCCCUCUGCCAGUCCAGACACGGGGGAAAACGCCCUUGCCAGGGACCUGACGGGCGGGAAUGCCGUGGAUGAGGAGCUGGCUGAGCUCGGGGGCUGGGCUGGGCAGGCUCCUCACCUGAACCAGGUGGACCACGAGGAGACAGGCGCCCACAAUGGCAACGACCUGGGCUUCCUGGAGGCGGACGCACGUGACACCGAUGACGGUGACAACGGGCCCCGCUACGGAGCCAACGCGUUCCCCUCGCACGGCGGCGCGUUCCUGGACGAGGAGGACGACAGCGGCGACGACACCUUCGAUGCCAACGGGGAGGAGGAGAGGGGAGAAGGCCCCACUUACGUGGCUGGUGCUGAUGGGGCAGGGGAGCACGAGCCAGGCCCUGGGGACAGCAGCAGCAGCAGCAGCAGCGAGAGCGCCGGGGCCGACCACCGGCGCUACAGGAGCUACAGGCACGGAGGGGCCAGCAGCAGCAGCCAGGAGGAGGAGAGCUACGACUUCCAGGACGAAGCCAUGCAGGGGGAUGAUCCCUCUGUGUUUGAAGGCCCGGGCAGCAGCUACAGGAUGCGCCACGCUGGCCCCCGCACCCUGGGGAACGGCUGGGAGAGCGCCCAGGGCUCCCACCGCUGGGAGGACGGGGACAGCAGGUCCCCCGAGGUGGAGGAUGGUGACUCCGGGGAGGACAGUCCAUCUGUGGAGGAUGACAGUCAGUCAGAAGAGCCUGUUGACAGCCAGUCAGAGGAAAAAAGCUCCAGUCACUCCAGGGAGGAUGGGGAUGGGGAUGGGGAGGACAGCCCCUCCAGGGAGGAGGAGGACAGCGAGUCCAGGGAGGGCACUGAGGAGCAGUCAGAUGAAGAGCCAGGGGAGACCCCGGAGGUGGUGAGAACCUUGAAUGAGCACGGCAACAGCCAGACCUGGGAAGGGCAGGAGGACUGGGAUUCUGCUGAGGACAGGAGUGUGCUGUCCAUGCCCGGCAGUGAGUCCAGGGAAGAAGAGGGUGAACUGAGCAAGUCCAGGGAAGAUGAUGAUGAUGAUGAUGACCAGAGCCAGUCCACAGAGGACACCACGGAGGAGUCAGAGGAGAGUGAGAAUGACUCAGAGCCGAGCACAUCAGCUGAGAGCCCAGAGUCCCCAGAGGACAGCAGCCCAGAGGACAACACAGGCGAGGACAGCAGGUCCACAGAGAGCGACAACAGCGAGUCCCAGGAAGAUGAUGAGGACGGGGAGAGCCACUCCCAGGAGGAUGCCACCCGUGAGUCCAGCAGCCACGGGGACGACAGCUCCCUGCAGAGCCUGGAGGGCCGCAGGCGGCGGCCGGGCGCCCUGCGCCACCGGCCCGCUGCUGACCACGACGACAAUGACUGCCAGGAUGGGUACUGAGCUCUGCCCCACGGCCUCGGCGGCCUGGGGAGGGGCCCGGGGGGGAGGAGGGGUUAAUUUAUUUGCCAUAUAGCCUGGUUGACUUCUUCUCAAGAAGAUGCUGUGGUUAAAACAGAGCUGGGUGCGCCGGGGCUCGGCCUGGGCGCGCUGCGCAGGGAGUGAAGGGGUGGGCAGGCACAGGGAAAACGCCCAAGCACAGCAAGAAAAGGCAUUUUCUGUACCAAACUGGAGAAAAGCUGAGAGCUGGGAGGGCCAGCAGGGUGAUGCUGCCCACUUGCCCCAGGGGCACAGUGGUGGCUUGGCACUCCUGGGCACGCUGGGCAGAAAAGUCCCUGUGUUCACCCCUUGUGUUUACUGCCACUGCCCUAAACAUCUGCCCAGAGUCCAACUGGAGCUUUCCAUUAACUCCACGUCCAGCACAUAAAAAGGAAAAGCCACAGCUGGUGUGCACACGUGGUGCACGGGCGCAGCAGGGUGUGAAGCACCACUUCAGGAUGGGAUGUAUGUAAUAUUUUUAUUCUUUUGUAAGAAAUGUACAGAAAGCAUUAUAUUGUAUCCUUUUUGCACUCGUAUUUCAAAGCUGAAAUGUACCCCGUUGAUUUCUUUAAUCACCAUUAAAACCACCA